Molecule: messenger RNA, 2874 nt
Organism: Lichtheimia ornata
Lineage: Eukaryota; Fungi; Mucoromycota; Mucoromycetes; Mucorales; Lichtheimiaceae
Exons: 16
Coding region: 1-2874 (957 amino acids)
Molecular function (GO): protein binding
Source: RefSeq, a predicted model, not a curated record
AUGCGAUAUCAACCAGUGAACAAGUAUAGAAACGCCGUUAGCCGUGUAGCUCCCAAAGAGCACUGGUAUCCCGAUUUGCAACUGGCAACAUCAUCGGAUAGCGCAAGACUAAUUCAAGCCAACAAUAACUGCAUCGCUGUCAAAUGGACCGGGAAUGGUGGAUCUAUUGGGUUGCUGCCUCUUGAUAAGACCGGGAAAGGAUGUGCCAACGAGACACGGGUAUUCCAGGCUCACGGCGGUGCAUCAAUAACAGAUUGGGAAUUUUCGCCGUUCCAUGAGAAUCUUCUUGCUACAGGUGCCGAGGAUGGCAUGAUCAAGCUUUGGGAUAUUUCAACCGUAUCCGACAACAAUCAACCCGCUUGUGUAUCCACAAUUUCUCUACCAUCCAGGAAGGUGGCAUCAUUAGGCUUUCAUCCUACAGCAGAUAAUAUUGUAUCCACCUUGGGCAACGAAGGCAAAUCCCUUUGUAUAUGGGAUAUCCAAUCUUCAGAUCAACCAUCCUUGGACAUCAAGAAUACGUCGCCCAAUCCUUUUCAAUCAUUUUCAUGGAAGUCCGAUGGUCGCUUAGUGAGCACGAUUGCUAAAUCAUCAUUGACGUUAUGGGAUCCCAGAGCAAGUGAAGCUCAAUUAUCGUCUGGUGUUGGCCAUGAAGGCAUCAAGGGCUCUCGUGUUGUCUGGUUAGGAGAAUCAAAUUACCUUUUCACAGUCGGCCAAAGCAAGUUCCGUAGUCGUGAAUAUGCUGUAUGGGAUGCACGCAACAUGGCCAAGCCUUUCAAAAAGACAACGCUGGAUACAUCUUCGGGUAUCAUGCUCCCUCUUUAUGAUCAAGAUACCGAGACCAUGUAUUUGGUCUCUCGAGGCGAUGCCACGAUCCACACUAUUCAAUUUUCAGAUUUGGCGACCACACCUUCGUUAGCUGAGAAUCAACCAUGCGGUACAACAGCAUCCAUUUAUGGAGCCACCUUGCUACCAAAGACAUCCCUACGUGUCAUGGAAACCGAAAUUGCUCGCAUUCUAGCUGUUGUUGAUAAUGGUGUUAUGCCCGUAUCAUUCCACGUGCCAAGAAAGCAAUACAUUGAUUUCCAUGGCGACUUGUAUCCUGACACCAACGGUGAUGAACCUGGUGUCACCGGCCAAGAUUGGUUAGCUGGAAAGGAUGGCCAAGUACCCAAAGUAUCUCUACGUCCUGGACAACAACAACAGCAACAACCACAGCAGCCUUCACAAUCAAAUACAACCACAACAGCAUCACCAGCACCAGCAUCAACAGCAUCAGCACCCGCACCCGCACCCGCAGCACCAACAUCCGUGCCACCAACAACCCAAGAAAAGGCUGAUGACAGCAGCAAUAUACAAAAGAACGACACCAAGCCUGAGACGACCACAACAACAGCUGCUAAACCAGACAUGGCUGAUAAAGCUCCAGAGACACCCUCCCAGCCAUCCAAUGUCAAACCCAAGGUGUUGCCAAAGUAUGGAGCUGCCAAGAUGAAUUCAUUCAAGUACCUUUAUGGCAAGAUGAUCCAUCCUACCUAUGAUGAUCUUCGAGACCUUUCUAUCGACAAAGCUGGUAUUUCAGAGUUGAUCCAGGCUAGUGCCGAUUUUAUUGCUGUUCCCAUUGCAGGCGCAGGUGGUCGUGUGGGAAUCAUUCAGCAAGUUGAAAAGCCUUCUCGUCUCCCUACCCAUCUUCCUUGUGUGGUCUGUGGUUCUCCUGUCACCUACUUUGUAUUCGAUCCUUUUGAUUCCCAUAAGCUGAUAACAGCUUCUGAAGAUAGCGUCAUCCGAUUUUGGAAGUUAUCAUACGAAGACAAGGAUGAUCCUGUAUUCGACUUGGUCAAGAGCAUCAAAGAUCCAUCCAUGGAUAAGAUCAGCCAUAUUCUACCUCAUCCAAAUGCACAAGGCGUCUUAUUAAGUGCAUCCAAUGAUCUCGACAGCGCUGUGGUGCGUAUAUGGGAUGUUGAAAAUGAAGAAGCCAAGGUCAAAUUUACCGUUACUGCUUCCCCUCUUUCGGCUGCAUGGAGUCCUGAUGGCAACAAGGUGGCUAUUCACAGCAAGGACAAGCAAUUGCAAAUUUAUGAUGCACGUUCUGGUACCUUGAUUGGUAAAACAAAGUCGCAUGAUGGUAUUCGACCUUCUCGUAUCAUGUGGAUGGACGAUCAUCGUCUUGUGAGCGUUGGAUUUGGUGCAGGCUCAAUGCGUGAAGUGCUCGUUUACGAUAUCAAUCAAUUUGAAAAGCACAUUGCCAAAAAGAUGCUUGAUGUUUCACCCAGCGUGAUGAGUGCCCACUAUGAUCCCGAUUGUAAGAUCCUGUAUGUGGCUGGAAGGGGCGACCGGAUUAUCCAUACCAUCUCGAUCAAUGAUAAAGAAUUGGAAUCGCUGUCCCCCGUGGAAUGUGGAUCGCUUCAGCAGGGGUUUGCCUUUUUACCCAAGCGCUUAUGCAAAGUGGAUCAAGUAGAAAUUGCAAGGUUCUUCCGAUUGACGCCAACAAGUAUUGAACGUCAUGGUAUUCGUGUACCAAGAGCAAGGCCUGAAUUCUUCCAAGACGAUAUCUUCAUUGAUACAGCGGACGUUGAACAUCCCUCACAAAAUGCAAGCUCAUGGUUUGAUGGUGUUGAUACGCCCUUGUCCAAGAUCUCCCUCAAGCCGGAUCAAAUGACAGCAUUAUCCGAUGCUCCUCCUCCACAACAUGCGCAUGCCAAUAAUCAUGCCAAACAACUUAUGGAUAUCACAACCACACACGAACACCGUGAAAAUGCCAUGGAUGCCAUGUUUGCUUCGGCCAAGAACGUUGACGACGAUGAUCAUCAAAAGAUGAAGCACGCUACUACUAGUAAAGAAGAUGAAGAGGUCGCUGAAGAUGAAUGGGAUGACUAG